AUGGCAUCAGCACUGAAUUGCUCUGCUCGGCGGCUUAGGCUCUCUGUAUUUACAGUGCCUAAUGCAUCGGUAGCUACAUCUUGGUAUGCUCACUGUCGUAGUCUCUCAGCAAGUGUUCAACGAUUUGACGAUGAAAAGCCGCCACGCGCAGUAGCUUCGGACAGCUCUGCCACCUCGAGUAGCAGCCAGGAUGGGCCAAAGAACGACUCAAGUCAGGGAAACAGCUAUACACCGCCCUCAAGCGCGUCUUCAGAAUGGCCAUUUGAUUCUAGUGCCUCUGGUGCCUCUGGUACCUCUUUCGAAGACCGUGGUCAAGCAUCCUCGUCCUCGUCUGCCUCCACUGGCUCCGAUACCAACCCAUACAAAGGUCUUUUCGACGGCAGCGACCCCUUCCCCACCAUCGCCGUGCCCAGACUCUCUUCCAAUACAUCUUGCUCGGAUUCGUCUCCCGCUGAGAGUGGCAAAGCUUCGUGGCUUUCGGACCAGCUUGAUUCGCUCACGAUCUCACCGCGCACUUCUCGCACCUCCAAUCGGCCUUCGCUUCCGUCCUCGGCUGAUGGACGUAAGAAGCAUUCCAUCCCACGCUCGGUUCUGUUUGCAGAUUCGGAAAACGUUCGUCAGUCGGACGAUUUCCGACCGCGUAGAUCACCCGAAUUCACACGCAAGCGGUUCGAUCGCACACCUCUGACCCAGCAGGAAGCGAACGCGUUUAUGUCACUUCUCAACCAAGCGCUUGCCGGAACCUCUUCCACUAGCUCCACCAACACGGGAUUCGGAACGACGAGCAGUGACGAGCAGGCGCAACACACACCGUUUGGCAGCUAUACAUCGCUAAUCAGUAGUUCAAAGACGCAAUCCGGGAGCCGAGCGCUGCUGCAAGCGUUUGCGAAGCGAAAUCGACUCAAGCGGUUCGAGGAAGCUAGAGCUCAACGUGCCAAGCGAUUUGUCAGGGAAGGUUUGGCGGCGCAGAUCGACCCGCUGCAGUUGGAAGCGGGCAUCGACGAGGCAAGGGAGCAGAUUGCCAUGUGCGAGAACCUGGUCGAGCUGUUGGAGUGGACCAAGAAGCAAGUUUGGGGUAUUGCAUCUUGCCAUGCGCCGACUCGCUCGGAAAAUCCAGCUGAUUUGGCGCGCAUGAUCUCGCAAACCGCACUGGCUAACUUGUCUGAUUCUACUGAUUCCACCACUGCCUCUGUGCCACCAAAGUACGGCAAGGACACGCCGUUCUAUUCUUCGGUACUUCAUCUGGUCUUCCUCGCGAUCCGCGAUCGCUAUCGUUCGCCGCAGGUUGCGCUGUCCGUCGCGCGCACCACGCGUUCUCUCGGCAUCGAGAGCUACGUCCUCGGCGUCACUGGUUCGCUGUACAACGAAGUGCUCAAAACGCAAUGGGACUGGCUCGGUGAUCUGCCAGGAGUGGUUCAGACGCUUCGACAAGCGCGAGAGACAGGAAUCCUCUCUGCGCCCGUCAAACACUCGCCCACGCCGAACGAGAGCGCACAAGAUAGCCAAAAGUCGGCGUACGCAACCAGCGAAGACGAGACGAUUCGUGAGACCGUGGAUCGCAUCGCUAACGAUGUACGUCGGUACGUGCUCGACCAACAGCUUGCGACCGAUGCGCAGUCCAAGCGCGAGUAUCUGUAUGGCGAGAACGCGCUCGAUCUGCUUUCCGCCCAUGGCACGAGCGCAUCGGAAAAGAAAACGCCUCGUAUCGGCACAGAUUGGAGUCAGAAUUGGCUCUUACUGAAUGCGGAACAAGCGACGAAUUUGGCAGGUCGGCCGUUCAGGACUAUGUACAAACACCGUUCGCGUUCCGAGAGAGAACAGAACGACGACCAUCGACCCACGCGCUCCCACGGUGCUGGCGAGCGCAGAUCGUCUCCACGAUUCUACAAUGAUGCUCACCGUGGUCCCGGAGAAAGGUACCCUUCGACUGCGAGUAGGCAUCUUGAUCAGACGUCGAGCUAG
Mycosarcoma maydis (corn smut) is the source of this 1962-nucleotide messenger RNA. RefSeq lists its product as uncharacterized. The transcript has a single exon. The coding region runs from base 1 to 1962 and encodes 653 amino acids. Gene Ontology annotation, cellular component: mitochondrion. Lineage: Eukaryota; Fungi; Basidiomycota; Ustilaginomycetes; Ustilaginales. The record is from RefSeq and is a predicted model, not a curated record.